Molecule: messenger RNA, 561 nt
Organism: Rotaria sordida
Lineage: Eukaryota; Metazoa; Rotifera; Eurotatoria; Philodinida; Philodinidae
Source: the annotation of a GenBank genome assembly
AUGGAUCGACGAAAUACAUUGAUUUAUAUUGAACGAGCUGAUUUAGAUAAUGCAGAGAUUGAAGAUAUUACUGAUAGAAAAAACAUUCGUUUCGAUGAAGAAAAUUUUAUUAAUGUAUUUUUUUCUUGGCGUUUACAUGAUCAUAUACAAAAUAAAAAUUAUUUAUUUUCUCAUCGUACACCAUUAGAUAAAAUACAAAUGAUGGAUGCAUUAGAAUAUGAACGAGCAUAUGUUAAAGAAAAUUUAAUAAAAAAUUUAGAAAUUCCUCUUUGUACACGAUUAUCAACAUUGAAAACUGAACAAUAUAUUGCUAAUCAAUUAAUAACAACUAUAAAAUCAUUUCCUUCUAUUACAAAACAACAUCGUUCUAUUUCAGCUAUUCUUCGAACAAGUAAUUCACCAUGUAGUAAUCAAUCAUCAUUAUUAACAACAGCUAUUUAUCAUACUCCAACAAGACGACGUAAAUCAUCAUUACCAAGAUUUGUACGUUGUUCAUCACCUGAUUCAUCUGCUGACGAAAGUUUUCGUUCAAUAAAAUCACGUUUACGAUUUUGGUCUUAA